UAGCAUUACCCCACAACAUUCAAGAAAAAACGAAGUAUUUGAAGUACCAAUCCGUCCAGUCCAAGUUCAAUUUUUUAUACCUUAAGCGAUUGCACUCCAACAGACAUCCUGAUGGCCUCAACUCUCUCGUAUUUUGUUGACCCUUCGAAAUUCCGCUCUUGGUUUUUCGCUGUAUAUGAUUUCUGAGGAAAAAAGGAAAGAUAGGUUGCAGAAGACAAGGAGAAGGAGGAGGUGGAGGUGGAAGAAGAUAAUACAAACAGCUACAUAAAUGUCACAGCAUGUAACAGAUUCCUGGGGCUUACUAUUGAUCUGUUUCGCAAUCAUUUUCUCUGCAGGUAAAAUAGUUGCCGGAGAUUCUUUGGACACAGACAGAGAAGUUUUGCUCCAGCUCAAAUCGUAUCUCAACAAUCAAACUCUAGUAGACCAAGGACGUUACACUAACUGGAACACGAGCAGUUCGAAUCCUUGUGAAUGGUCGGGAAUCUCGUGCAGCGGCAAUGGAACAACGAGGAGGGUGGUCGGAGUCGACCUCUCCGGCAACAAAAUCACUGGCCAGAUAUUCCAGAACUUCUCUCAGCUCACUCAACUCACGCACCUUGACCUCUCCCGGAACACACUCUCCGGCAAGAUUCCGGCGGACUUGAGGCGGUGCCACAAGCUCGUGUAUCUUAAUCUCUCGUACAAUAUUCUUCCCGAAGAGUUGAAUUUGAUUGGCUUGACGAACUUACAAACUCUGGACCUAUCAGGCAACAGGCUUCACGGGGAUCUUGGGUCUCAUUUCCCUGCCAUUUGUGACAAUCUGAUCAGUUUGAAUAUCUCAGGGAAUAGCUUCACUGGUAGGGUUGAUGAGUGCUUCGAUCAGUGCCUGAAAUUGCAGUAUUUGGAUUUGAGCACUAAUAAGCUGAGUGGGGGCAUAUGGAUGGGAAUUGCGAAGCUGAGAAUGUUUUCUGUUUCAGAGAAUGUUCUCAGUGGGACAAUCCCUCCAUCAGCUUUUCCAGUGAAGUGCAAUCUUGAAGUACUUGACAUUUCAGAAAAUAUGUUCACAGGGAAUGUCCCGCAGGAGCUCGCUAACUGCAAGAAUUUAACGAUCCUGAAUCUUUCCAGCAACAAAUUCAACGGAUCAAUACCUAAACAAGUUGGUUCCAUUUCUGGGAUUGAAGCAUUGUACUUGGGGAACAACAAUUUCUCAAGAGACAUCCCAGAAGAACUUUUGAACCUGACCAAUUUAGCAUUCUUGGAUUUAACUAGAAAUCAAUUUGGUGGGAACAUACAAGAGAUAUUUGGGAAAUUCAAGCAGGUGAAGUAUCUUCUGUUACACUCAAAUAAUUACACUGGAGGAUUAUCUUCAUCAGGAACUCUCAAGUUGCCAAAUAUUUUACGCUUGGACCUAAGCUGCAACAACUUCUCAGGUCCAUUACCCACAGAAAUCUCUCAAAUGUCAAGCUUGAAGUUAUUAAUGUUAGCCUACAAUCAAUUCACAGGACCUAUUCCACUUGAAUUUGGAAACUUGCCUCGCCUUCAAGCUCUUGACCUAUCUUUCAACAACUUAUCUGGGCCAAUCCCACCAACUCUUGGAAAGUUAACCUCUCUUUUAUGGCUCAUGCUUGCGAAUAAUUCAUUAACAGGUGAAAUCCCAAGAGAGCUGGGAAACUGUUCGAGCUUAUUAUGGAUAAACCUUGCGAAUAAUAAGCUCACGGGAAAAUUCCCACCUGAAUUGGCCAAUAUAGGAAGAAACGCCAUGGCCACAUUUGAAUCAAAUAGGCAAUAUGAGACGGUCAGUGCUGGCUCUGGUGAGUGCUUAGCCAUGAAAAGAUGGAUACCUGCAGAUUACCCUCCAUUUAGUUUUGUGUAUGACAUCCUUACGAGGAAGAAUUGCAGAAGCAUUUGGGACAGAUUGCUCAAAGGGUAUGGGAUUUUCCCCAUUUGCAAUGCAGGGACAUUUUCACCAUUAUCUCAAAUCUCUGGCUAUGUCCAGCUAAGUGGGAACCAACUCUCAGGUGAAGUUCCUCCAGAAAUUGGGACGAUGCAGAACCUGAGCAUGUUGCAUUUGGGGCUUAACAGAUUUUCUGGGAAACUUCCUGCAGAGGUGAAAAGUUUGCGGCUUGUGGUAUUGAACAUAACAAGAAACGAGUUUUCUGGGGAAAUCCCUUGGGAAAUUGGGACCAUGAAGUGUUUACAGAAUCUCGAUCUCUCCUACAAUAAUUUUUCUGGGGUUUUCCCCUCAAGUCUCAACAACUUGUCAGAGCUCAGCAAGUUCAACAUUUCUUAUAAUCCCUUGAUAUCAGGUGAGAUUCCAUCUGCAGGACAACUAGCUACAUUCGAGAAAUACUCGUACUUGGGGAAUCCCCUCUUGCAUCUUCCAAGCUUCAUUGACAACACCACCAAUGAUCAGAAAAACACGACCUCCCACAACAGAGCCCUCAAAAAAUCCAUAAAUCUCUCUGUUAUCUUGGUGUUCUUUGCUCUCACUCUGGCUUUCUUAAUAUUUGGUCUCCUUACUGUCAUCGUUUGUCUACUGAUAAAAACCCCAUCAGAAGAACCACUCCUGACAGUCUCAAAACUCGACCAUGAGUCUGGAACCUCAUCCCCAUGGUUGUCGGAUAUAGUUAAGGUUAUUCGAUUGGAUAGGACAGCUUUUACACACGCCGACAUCUUGAAAGCCACAGGGAAUUUCUCAGACAAUAGAAUCAUAGGCAAAGGAGGCUUCGGAACAGUGUACAGAGGAAUAUUUUCAGAUGGGAGAGAAGUGGCAGUGAAAAAACUCCAAAGAGAAGGACUUGAAGGCGAAAAAGAAUUCAGAGCAGAAAUGGAGGUUCUUAGUGGCCAUCGCUUCGGUUGGCCCCACCCAAACCUCGUCACACUCUACGGUUGGUGCCUUGACGGCUCAGAAAAAAUACUGGUUUAUGAAUACAUUUCAGGUGGAAGCUUGGAAGAUCUCGUGACUGACAGAACGAAAUUCACAUGGAAAAGACGGCUAGAAGUAGCCAUUGACGUUGCUCAAGCUUUGGUUUACUUACACCAUGAGUGCUACCCUUCAAUCGUUCACAGAGAUGUGAAGGCCAGCAAUGUGUUAUUGGACAACAAAACAGGGAAGGCCAAAGUCACGGACUUUGGACUAGCCAGAGUGGUUGAUGUCGGAGGUAGCCACGUCAGCACAAUGGUAGCUGGGACAGUGGGGUACGUGGCACCGGAAUACGGCCACACAUGGAAGGCGACGACGAAGGGUGACGUCUACAGUUAUGGAGUGUUGGCUAUGGAGUUGGCGACGGGAAGAAGAGCAUUAGACGGAGGGGAGGAAUGUUUGGUGGAAUGGGGAAGGAGGGUGAUAGGUCAGGGAAGAAAUAGGCCAAUCGGCCGGCCGGUGAUUCCAGUGGUACUGAUGGGUUCUGGUUUGCUUGAAGGGAUGGAGGAGAUGAUGAAGCUAUUGAAGAUAGGGGUGAGGUGCACGGUGGAGACACCGCAGGCUAGGCCUACGAUGAAGGAGGUUCUGGAUAUGUUGAUUAAGGUGUAUAAUCCCAAGAGCGAUUCAAGCUAUGAACAUCUGAGUCAUUGGUGAGGUGAAGCAUUUUGUGCCUGAUAAGGAAGGAAAAUAAAAAGUAUAUAGGAUGUUGAGAAGAAAACAAUAAACAAACAGGCAAUUGUCCAUAUUGUUGUAAAGUAGUUUAUACUUUACAUAGGAAAAUCAUGUCCCGUGCACAUAUGAUUGUUUUCUGUGUAUACAGAAAUCUUCAUGUAUCAUUCAUUAUGCUGAAGAAGCUUCUCAGUUUUGUUUUCUUUUUUCAUGGAUGAAUCGGUCGUUGCGGUGGUUAUUUUUGUUUAUCUUUCUUAACAGAAAUAGUUGACAAGUUCUCCACAUUAGGGUGGUUAUGAGUUCUUAUUUGUUCACAGGAUGAACUUUCCAUGAUUCAUUAUAUUGAUGAAGUUGUUCAGUCUUAUUAA
Prosopis cineraria is the source of this 3939-nucleotide messenger RNA. Its product is annotated as probable LRR receptor-like serine/threonine-protein kinase At1g74360. The transcript has 2 exons. The coding region runs from base 269 to 3556 and encodes 1095 amino acids. Gene Ontology annotation, molecular function: receptor serine/threonine kinase binding; ATP binding; protein kinase activity. The record is from RefSeq and is a predicted model, not a curated record. Gene Ontology annotation, biological process: protein phosphorylation. Lineage: Eukaryota; Viridiplantae; Streptophyta; Magnoliopsida; Fabales; Fabaceae.